Trematosphaeria pertusa is the source of this 2340-nucleotide messenger RNA. Its product is annotated as oligomeric Golgi complex subunit 6. Gene Ontology annotation, biological process: intra-Golgi vesicle-mediated transport. The coding region runs from base 45 to 2132 and encodes 695 amino acids. Gene Ontology annotation, cellular component: COG complex. The transcript is spliced from 2 exons. The record is from RefSeq and is a predicted model, not a curated record. Lineage: Eukaryota; Fungi; Ascomycota; Dothideomycetes; Pleosporales; Trematosphaeriaceae.
CACACCUCGCCAGCGCCGCGAAACAAGAGGGCCGGCCGCAAACAAUGUCUGCCAGCUACUUUUCAGAGCGCCCUACGCCAGUCUCCCAGGAUGGAUUUACGCCAGCUUCCCCGGCGCUGGGCACUCCGUCGCGGGGUGCAAAUGCCCUGUCCAGCAGAAUUACCAGCGUUCUUUCGGCGUCCUAUGCUGACCUCGAGAUUCGCGAUGCCUUGGAGACGCUUGAUGCUCGUGGGGUGCGGAACGUAGCGGAGACCAGGCGUCAGCUUCGGUUGGACGUCCAAAGGGAAGUGAUCCAGUGCAACGGCGGGAUUGUUAAGGACUUUGGCGCAAUUGCGGAGCAAUUGACACGCAUAGGCACCGCGAUCACCAGCCUAAACCAGUACUGCGCUGAGAUGCGUAGCCACAUUGCGGCUGCAACCCGCGAGACGGCGCCCGUCUUAGAAGAGGCAACUGGCCUCAUAAACCAGAGGAAACAGGUGGAGACUAAGCAGCAGAUCCUGAGUGCUUUCAAUUCGCACUUCCUCAUUUCAGACGAGGAGUCUACGAUUUUGACGUCGACCGCUGAGCCUGUAGACGAGGAGUUCUUCCAGACACUCACGCGAGCCAAGAAGAUCCAUCACGAUUGUCAGGUGCUGCUAGGGACGGAAGAUCAACGUCUGGGCCUCGAAGUGCUUGAGAAAAGCUCGAAGCAAAUCAAUGCUGCUUAUCAGAAGCUCUACCGGUGGAUACAGCGAGAAUUCAAGACGUUGGAUCUCGAGAAUCCUCAGAUCAAUGCAUCAAUCAGGCGUUCCUUGCGCGUUCUCGCUGAGCGCCCUGCCUUAUUCCAGAACUGCCUUGACUUUUUCGCGGAGGCACGGGAGAACAUUCUAUCAGAUGCAUUCUAUGCAGCCCUGACGGGAUCAACCUCGGAGACACAGAAUUUGGCGACGAAACCCAUCGAGUUCCACGCCCAUGAUCCCCUGCGUUACGUUGGCGAUAUGCUUGCUUGGGCUCACUCGGCCACGGUAUCAGAACGGGAGGCUCUAGAAGUGCUAUUCAUAUCCGACGGCGAUGAAAUCAAACGAUCUAUCCAGGCUGGCUUAGAGAGCGAACCGUGGCUGCGCACUGAGGGAGACGAGGAGGUGUUUGACGGAAAGAAGGCUUUGAAUCAGCUCGUCAGUCGGGACCUCACAGGCGUGGCUCGGUUACUCCGGCAGCGCACGGAGCAGGUCAUCCAGAGCCACGACGAUGCGACGCUAGCCUAUAAGAUUGCGAACCUCAUUGGCUUUUACAAGAACACGUUUGUCAAGCUGCUCGGAGCUGACUCGGAAGUGCUGGAGCUUUUCAGCACACUAGAAGGCUCAGCUAUGAGACAAUUCCGCGCCAACAUGAGAGAUUAUGUGGCAGCCGCUCAGAGCGACUUAGCCGUGGCGCCCACAGACCUGUCACCACCGGACUUCUUAGAGGAAGCGCUCCAAAUGUUGGAGGCACUUGCGAAGAGUUACGACACGUCUAUAGCAACGGUGGAUAGCCAGGAGGACGGCUUUCAGUCAGUCCUCGCAGAGACCCUAGAUCCUUUCCUUGGCGGUUGCGAAAACCUAUACAAAGGGCUGCAGGCACCCAACAGUGAUGUCUUUGCCAUCAACUGUCUCCUGGCAGCGAAAGCAGUGCUGUCGCCAUAUUCAUUCGCAAGCGACCGUAUCAUCGAGAUGGGCGACACGAUAGGCGAACAUGCCGCAAAGCUGAUCGAGUAUCAGCACCAGUACUUCACUCGUACUUCCGGGUUGAACAACCUCCUUGAAGCUCUUUCGGUCAUCACGGAUUCUUCAGAGAGUCUGAAGACGAUCCCGGAGCUAGACACUUUCAAACCUGAAGCGUUGAUAGCGGCAAGCCAGCAGCUGGACGAGUUCCUACCUUCAGCGCUCAUCGAUGCCGCGGAGAAUCUCAAGCGGUUGCGAAACAGAAAGAUGGUACAAGAUAUCACCGAAGAAGCAGCGGGAAGGUUUUGUGAAGAUUUUGAAUUCGUGGAGAGCAAGAUACUUGCGGCAGAUAACUUGCUCUAUAACGAUGAGCCGGAGGAGGAGGAACCGGCGCCGGGACUGAGGGACCUGUUCCCGCGCACCAGUGGAGAGAUUCGUGUGCUAUUGAGCUAAAGUGAAGCCGGAAGACUGCCACCCAUCUCAUGCUGGCCUCGCAAAAUAGAAAGUCCACGACACCCACUCUAUGCACUUCCGUGCAUACCCUUGUCUUCAAUGAUUUGCAACUGCUUCGAGCAUACCGUGAUGCAUUCCCACAUGUAGGACGUCAAGGUCGAACAUAGCAAGUCGGAAGUCGAGCACUCAAGUCUGAGGCUUCUUCUUC